Molecule: messenger RNA, 3534 nt
Organism: Kwoniella mangroviensis CBS 8507
Lineage: Eukaryota; Fungi; Basidiomycota; Tremellomycetes; Tremellales; Cryptococcaceae
Exons: 15
Coding region: 1-3534 (1177 amino acids)
Biological process (GO): piecemeal microautophagy of the nucleus; maintenance of cell polarity; exocytosis
Cellular component (GO): cytosol; membrane; nuclear envelope
Molecular function (GO): sterol binding; protein binding
Source: RefSeq, a predicted model, not a curated record
AUGUCCACCAGCGCAUCAUCCUCUACGCUCCUUUCACAAGCAUCCGGAGCAUCGGCCACGGCAUUAUACAACUUCAGACUCCUUUCUGCUCUACGCUCGGACAAUGCAGCGGAGGUACAGCCAUUCCUCGACGAAUUGAGGCCAUCCGCCAAAUCUGUGGAGGGUCAAGAAGAUCUUGACAAAGCUGGAAGAUUGUUGGGGAUGGCAGUGAGGGUUGCUUCAGUACCGAUCAUAAACCUAAUCCUACAAUCACCUGCCAUAACCAAUCCCAACUUACCCGUUAAUCCUGGUUCGUCCACUACUCCGUUACAUGUUGCCAGCGAAAUAGGUAGAACGGAAGUUGUCGAGGUGCUCUUGAGCGAUCCGAGGAUCAAUGAUACUGUCCGGGACGAACAAGGUAGAACGGCAUUAGAGUGCUCCGCUACUUCCGAGAUCUCACAUCUGAUCGAAGACUCUCGAGGUCAAUUACAACUCAGAUAUCUCGCGAGAUUAGCGGGAUAUAUCUCUAGUCCGCUAAGCUCAGUCGACGAAAGCUUGAAUAUGGUUGAGUUCCUCGAGGGACCGAGGACCGGCAUCUUGAACUUGAGUGCGUUGGACGAAAGAAGCGGUACUUCCAUCUUGCAUGAAGCCGCUAGGCGACGGGACCUCAGACUAGUUGAGUUAGCAGUGAAGAGAGGUGCAGAUGUAUUUGUGCGGGACAAGAGGGGUAGAAGAGUUUUGGAUGGUGAGAAGAACGCGGAUGAGAGGAUCAAGGUGUUCUUGAGACAAUUCAAUAACCAAGAUAGUCUGGUAGAAGCCAAAAGUGAUGGCAGACCACCCGAUCUUCGAGGAUUUCUUAGUAAAUGGGUGAAUUAUAGAAGUGGAUGGAGGACAAGGUGGUUCGUCCUGGAGAACGGUGUUCUAAGCUAUUACCGAAAUCGAGAAGAUGAACAAGUCGCGUGUAGAGGUUCGAUCGCGAUGGCGGUUGCAACUCUGCACCCUUCGACCGACGGAUCGCGAUUCGAGGUUCAUUCCAAAGUGUCAUCAUCCGUGCCCAAAUUUAUCGUAAAAUCGGCCCACCGAGCGGAGAUUGCUAGAUGGGUUCAGUCAAUCCGGCUAAAUAUCGAAUAUUACCAGAAGAAAGGGAACUCGGAAGGUCAACCCAAGAGAAGUAUGAGCAUGAAUCAAGACAAGCAAUCUGUACAAGCGUUACCCGCAGCCGAUGCCUUCCUUAGUCCAAAAUUACAACGAUCCACCACUGGACUGAGUGGGCUUAGUGUCCCUGCUCCAACAGCUGAGGGAAGCAGGACAAGGGACUUGUCAUCUUCAAGAACCAAUCUCACCGAGGACGAUGCGACGGAGAUCUUAUCAGUAUAUGAAGGGGCAGACAAUGGUAGUAUCACAGGUAGUGGUGAUCAACAUGCUGGUAUACCCCACGAAACAGCCUUUGAUCUCGGCGCACAAAGUAUCAAAGCCCAGUUGGAAAUGACUAUCCAGCUGGUCGACUCGAUCGUUACUCCUCCUGCAUCGACCAACGCCUCUCCCGUCAGAGGUGGAGGAGCAGAUAUGGCAAGAACCUCAUCUCGUCAACAAGCGGUGAAGAACGCUCUUAGGGAAUCGCUGUCUGGUCUAUCGAACAUGAUCGCUCACCAGAAUAUUAUGACCUAUGACAGGGAGAAAUACCUGUUGAACAGAAUCCAACGAGAAGUGGAAGCUAGACAUCUGUGGGAAGAAAACAUGUUGACUGUCGCUCAGCAGCAGGCUGAGGCUGAUCGUCAGUUGACAGAAGCUGCCAAGGAUAACGAGAAGAAACGAAAGGCUUUGAAACAAGCUAAAGAAGUAUUAGCGAAUUUGGCUGGGUCAGAUAAUCUACCUAGUUUACCUACUUCUCCUGGGGUCCCCGAAAUCCGAACUGCUGUUGUUGAUCAGAAACUUUUAAAUCAAGCUACCAAAGAUCUUGAGAAAACAUCUGUACCUGUCAAACCGCCCAUCACUCCCCGACCAUCUAUACCGAAUAUCCAAGAAGCCCAUAAUGCGAUAUUGGCUGCUGAGUCGGAUGAGGAAGAAGACGAUGAUGAUGAAUUUUUCGAUGCAAUCGAAACUGGUACGAUACCGAACUUGAAAUUAUACGAAAGUAUCGCUCAUCCAGAGAAAGAAAGGCCUGGUACACCUACUGCGCUGGAAAGACAGAGCUUUAGUCUGGAAGUCCAGAAACAGCCUCAAAAGGGAACUAUCAAGGAAUACUUGGCGAGGAAAAGCUUGGAACCUUACUUGCAUGUUAGAAAUAGAUUACCCAUUGAUGAUGAUAAGAGACCCUCGGUCAGCUUAUGGAGUAUCUUGAAGUCUUCUGUUGGAAAGGAUCUCACCAAGAUUUCUUUCCCCGUGAGCUUCAAUGAAUGUACAUCGAUGCUGCAGAGAAUGGCGGAGGAUAUGGAGUACGAUGCUUGUUUGACGGUAGCUGCCUCCGAGCAAGAUUCACUCAAGAGAAUAGCCUUUGUCGGAGCAUUCGCCAUGUCAAACUAUUCAUCUACCAUCGGUCGAAUUGCCAAACCUUUUAAUCCGUUGUUAUCGCAAUCUUUCGAAUAUGCUAUUCCGAAUAGAUAUAGAUAUAUUUCGGAACAAGUAUCACAUCAUCCACCAAUCUCUGCAUGUUACUCUGAAUCGCCCACCUGGAAAUACUACGGAGAAGUGGAUGCUCAGAACAAGUUCCAGGGAAGAUCAUUCGAGAUUAGACCCACCGGUGUGGCUCAUGCUGAACUGAUCAUACCUAAAUCAUGGGUAAAACAAGGGUUGGACUAUCCUGAUGCGGAUCAUGAGUACGGUGAAGGUUUGGUAGUGGAACAUUACUCAUGGAAGAAAGUCACUACCAACGUAUCUAACUUUAUCAUGGGUACACCCUUGAUUGACCAUUAUGGUGAUCUCAUCGUCACCAACCAUCGAACGGGUGAAACAUGUACAUUAACGUUCAAACCCCGUGGAUGGAGAGGUAAAGAUGCAUUCGAGAUCAAGGGGAAUGUAGUAGACGCGAAUGGUAAUACAGCGUGGGACAUUGCAGGAAGAUGGGAUACGCAACUUAUCGCUAGGCAAUCAGGUACUUCUGCUCCUUUAGAGGUGGACACUACUUUCCAUCCUACUCAGAAAGAGUACUUGCUAUUAUGGAGGAAUAGUGAGAAACCUAAGGCGCCUUUCAACUUGACUCCGUUCGCUGUUACUUUGAACGACAUACCAGGAGAUUUGAAGAAAUAUCUUGCACCAACAGAUUGUAGAUUACGAACCGAUCAAAGGGCAUUCGAAAAUGCAGAAUAUGACAGAGCGCAAGAGCUAAAAACACUCAACGAAGAAAAACAACGUACAACCCGAAAACUCCGUGCUGAAGGUAAACUCCCACCUCACGAACCGAGAUGGUUCACAUCCUCCGUGGAUGCGGAUUCAGGAGAGAGAUUAUGGUUACCUAAACGAUCGGAUGAUGGGGAAGUGGCAUUCUGGCAUGAGAGGGAAAGAGCUAAUUGGGAUGAAAUUGGAGUGGAUCAUAUAUUCGCUGAGGAUGAACGAUAA